Molecule: messenger RNA, 6567 nt
Organism: Ochotona curzoniae (black-lipped pika)
Lineage: Eukaryota; Metazoa; Chordata; Mammalia; Lagomorpha; Ochotonidae
Source: RefSeq, a predicted model, not a curated record
AUGGAUGAAGCAUACAAGCUCACUUCUCCAGAAAGGAUCCAGCUGUUGGAGAAAGAACUGAUGGCACGACUAGCCCAACUAAAGUUGGAGCUAGAAGCACAAGCGCCUCUCCAGGGAACAGCUAACAGAGCAUACAGCUCUAUUCAAAUACCAAAGGACAUGUCUUACUUUAGAAGAGAACGGGAACUAACACUGAGAAACACCCUACAGGUGGCCACGGCCAAGCCUCUUGUUAUUCAGGCAGAUGACCUGCAGAGGGAGCUAGAGAGCUGCCUAAGAAGAGAGUACACGCCAGAAAACUUACCUCUGCUUCUGUUGCAGCAUUACCCAGAGAAGACCGCCCAGCUGGCUCAGAGCGCACACUUACACAUGCUGAGGUGGCAGAAGUUUUGCCGGCACAGUCAGAUCACGGAGCAGCUUUAUCCUCUCUAUAAGAAGCAAGUGGGCUACAUUACACAGGAGUACCAUGACGCCGUUCAGAGAGCUGAGAGAUUGUCUGUGGCCUGAGAAAACUUCCUCGUGGGCAGACCCAACCCUCCUCUGUUAGUAACGCAGGAAGACUUAACCAUCUACAUGCGGUGGCUCGUGUGCCACUUGCACUCUCUGCGGACAGUCCACCACCACCUGCAGGUCCUCCAAUAUCUGCCCAUCUCCAAAGUGCUGAGUGAAGCUGAAAGCCAUAUACCUGAGGUUGGUUGUGAAAGUGAGAAGGUCAGCGCCAAUGACAUCAACCCUGACAGCCAGGGUUCUGUAGCCCCUGGCUCCACGGACACCACCAGUUCAGGGCCAGUGAGAAUGGAGGUUGCUGGUGCCCUGCCCCAAUACACAACAGAAGCAUCAGCCCUGAAGCCUCAGCUGAGAAACCUGCUCGCCCAUUUCCACAUCCCCUAUGACGUGGAGGAGCUUGGGGAUGCUGCAAAGGAAAUGCAACUGUUUUCUCAGGUUUCCCACAAAUUUCCAAGCAUCUUCAUGGAACAACAGAGAAUGCAAACGUUUCCUGACUAUGAGGCUCAGAGAGUGACUGCCGAGAAUUUGGGUCUGGUGGCACCUGCUUUGGCCUUAAAAAAGAAAGCCAACUGGAUUCCCUUUGUAAAGAUCAAGCCGAAACAUGAUCCUUGGCAAAAGAAACUUCUGACGCAACUAAGAGAGCGGAGAAAAACGGAUGUAUUAAUGCAGUUGCAAGCCAAGUUUCUAAAGAUUUCUGACCCUGAGCAAGUAAUGCGGGUGCUCCACAAUCAUGCUGCAAAGACCAUCAUGCUGAUUCCACAUCACCCAACUUCCGUGACUUCCCAGGGUUUGCCUCAGUGCAGCUAUGAUCAAAUCUGGGAGAAUAUUUACAGCAACAUCAGCCUCUACCAGUGCAGCUUUUUAAAGAGUACCACUGGCAUAUAUGAAUUUUCUGAACCCUUUGAGAGGAAAGAUCUUUAUUGUAUUUCUCCUGCCUACCCAAAGUAUGACUAUGCCAAGACCUCACAACUGCUGGGUUUGGAUGACGGGGCUGAGCCCAGUGGUGGGAAUUCCAUCCUGAUGAGAGGGGCCUACUUGUCUUUUCUGUACCUGCGCCACCUGCGGAUCAGGGAGCUGCAGCGCAUCUGUUUAGGGGUCCUGAACUACUUCAUAUCCAUUGAGCGAACCCUGAUCAUCAACACUGCAGGUCUUACUGUGGUUUCAGGGCACAUGGUCCCCUCCAUGGAAGAUAGCUCCUUUAUAAAGAUAUCCAAUGGAGGUUUGGGCCCCUUGCAUGGCCUGGAAACUCACCACUAUGUCCACAGGUCAUCUGCUGAGCACAAGGGCCCCUGCACCCCAUUCCUGGAGUUCUCAGAUGUGGAGAACCAGGAAGACUAUUACAGCACAGUGGCUGGUUGCAUCCACAGCCAGGACCAACACAGCAUGUAUGUGAUGUAUGAUGAGGCCCUGAGCGACCUGCAGGGGCUGGAGGCUGAGCUCCUGCUUGUGGCCAGCUACUACAUCCAGAAAGGAACAGGUCACAAAGAGGGCGGCCAGGUUGAAAGUGCCCAGCCCCGGGGAUGGUCCCACAUGAGUGUGGACAGGUUUGCUGUGCUAUAUCACUUAUGGUCUUGGGAAGCAGCUCUUCUACAGAACAAGCACCAGCUUCUUGCUUGCUACUUCGAAGCCUACCAGCACACGUUGGACGCUGAAGAGAGGUUUGCCUUAGCUCAAGUGAUGACGGACAUUAUGCAUCGCCGCCCCAGGUUUGAUCUUGGCCACCUGUAUUUCAUUAAGGCCUACCAGGAUGAAUGCACCUGCCUGAGGCUUCACCGGCAACUUGUGACAGGCAUGCUCAACCAGCACAUAGAGCAUCAGCGCGAGUAUGUCCAGAGCCUUUGGCAAGAAGAUCGUCUGGAUGAUAAGAACAAGUUCGGCCUUCCCCUCAGCAUCAUUUGCGAGCAACUGAUUUCCAUCAACAAGAGCUGCCCAGGUUUGCAAAACAUUUACCUGCUGGAGUUCCACCCUUCCCUUGGCCUGGUCACACGCAUCCCCAAAGCCCUGGACCAGCUCCUCCUGGAGGCCCAUCGUGCCUGUGGACCCCCAUCAGCCAGCAGCCUGGCCCUGCUGGAGCAAUGCAUCCUGCGGCUGGCACUGGACCUGUGCCUCUCCCCAGCCCAGCCUGAGACUUGGUACAGUGCACGACUCCAGACAGAUCUGUUUUUGGCUAACGUGAUGGACGACCCCCGGCUGGUGGAAGAGAUAGGCCUGCUGGCCCUGCAGUCUGCAGCAGUAGCAGAGGAACAUGUUCAAGGGCAAGGGGCUUCUGGGCUGCUACUGGACAUGUUCGCCAGACUGUUGGAACUCCUGACCCUCCGCCACCGGUUGAUUGAGAUGAGCAUGGCAAGUGCGCACUUAGCUAGGCUCUAUAAGGAGUUGGCACAGGAAAUGGGUUUUGGAGAGUUCCAUUUGUAUCUGAGGCCUGUUGCAUUCGCAUCCGUAUCACACCAGGAUAAGGUAGACCAAUCACCACCCAUCCUUUUAACCUCCAUGCUGGAAGACAGUGGUCACGUAGACAGGUAUUCCUCUCCUGCUUUCAUCUUAGCCAUCUCUGAGGUGGAUGACAACCAAGUCGGCAAAUUUAGUUUUUAUACUAAGGAAGCCGUCCUUCAGCUCUUGCUUCAUUCUGGAGUGGAAAAUUUGCAAGUGACUCUUGCGUGCCAAACGGCUCAGAAAAAUGCUCUGAUGGUGGCUGCCCAGCAGAUGUUCUUCUACCAUACCCCUCGGGGGAGGGAAGAUGCAGAAGCCUCAGGCAAGCCACCAAGACUCCCAGAAAACACAAAGCUGCCCUCUCCUUGCUCCCUUCCUUCAGCUCUUCCUCCGGGCCUUCUCCCCACCCCCUUCUUUCUGUUUUUUCUUUCCUUGGCCCUCUCCUCUUCUUCCUCUUUUCUUUUUGAAAGAAGUUCAGAUAUGCAGAAUCCUGGUAAAAUGGGUCAGUCCAGAAGAAGAAAUUCUAGGAUUGUUAAUGACAUGGAAAGUCCGUUGAUACCUCCAACCCCAAGAGCCCCAGAUGCACCCACUCAUUCUUCAGAAACAUUCCAGACUUCUAAAAGAGUUCCUGAGGCUUUUGUGUCAAUUCAACUGGAAAAGGCAGGACUGCGGGACAUGAUGCUGAAUGACUUCCUCCUUAGGAAACAGACUCUGGGCGAUAAGAUGGAGAACCCCGAUGAAAUUGGAAAAGUCAAGAGGGAUCUUAUAGUUGAAUAUUGUCAGAAGUUGAACCGCCGCAUGUCUCACUAUGCUCUCCGGGGUCAGAUCAUGGCAUACUGCAACAGCCUGAGAGCACUACUGGACGAGUUCCCCACCAUCAGGGACACCUUCUUCAUGAUGGGACAGCCGCAGGAGAAGAAAGGGCUGAGGGACUCCCAGGAAGACCUCAAGGUUGACCCCAGCAGAAGUUUUCAACCCCGAUCCCGGGGUUUGCUGUCCCCUGAUGGAAAAUUAUUCCUCAAUUUGUGGUUCCUAGCACACCCUUCUGAAGUGCUGGUUAUGUUUAGAACUCUGCCAGAAAAGGCAGCCUUCAGAGCCUUACGGCUAACUCUACAGCUGGUGGCUUCUCUGCAUGACAUUGUGGCCUACCUUUUCAGUUUCGCUAAACUGGGCAACUGUCCAACUUCUUUUGAGCUUCCUCUGAGUCCAAGCCCUUGGAGAGGUGACUGGGGAGGACUGGAGGGCAUUGGGUCUGAGCUGCGGGAGCUGCAGAAAAUGAUUGACAGCCUCCCAAGCCCCCAGGACCCGGUCCAGGUUUCCCAGGCCCUGCUCCUCCAGAGGGAGAUCUUAUUGCUGCAGUUUGAUGCUGCCGUACGGCACCGCAUCCGAAACACAUUUUUGGCAGCUGGAAAUCUGCCUGCCUACCAGUCCAUCACAGCUGGCAUGCACCAUGGGCUGCCACCCCUGAGCAGCUCUCUCACAAGGAGCAUCUUCGCUUCCCAGCUUGGUCUGCCCCCGCCUCUGGAUCCCCGGAGCCCCCAGCUGUGCCUCUGCGGGCUGAGUGACAGCGACCGCAAGGUAGCUUGCAGAGAGCUGGUGGGUGUGCUUCUGAACAGUGAGCCUGCGGUCCCUGGGGCUCCCCCAGAUCACCAAGCCACUCCGGACAGACAUCCACAGCCAAGCCGAAUGGAAAGCAGCACCAAGACCUCCUUGCUGCCAGAGGCUCCACAUGAUGUGGUUGCCUCCCUGACUUUGCUGAGAUCAUUCCUGGUCCUGUGGAAGCAACUGGAAGUACUCAAGGAGCACUGGGGCCGACUGCAGCUGCAAGGCGGGGACAUGAACUCCAUCUCCCUCCACAAGCAGUUGUCGGAGCUCUAUGAAACUGCCAUUCUCUACCCCAGCAUGAAAGCCAUAGCUAAGCAGAUGGGGAAGGAAGAUGAAUUUGAGGGACUUACCAUCAACUGUCAGUCUAUAUUCCCCCCUCAAGGAGCCUCAGAAAUGGAAAUUAAAACUCAGCAGCUUCAGAAACUUCUGGAAGAUUUUGAAAUUCACAUGAUCCAGGAGGUAUUAAGCAAAGUUAACAGAGAGAUGACACUGGUUUUGUCUGAGAAGUCCAAGAAAGAAUGUACUCUCCCUACAGAUCUCUGGAAACACCAAGGCAUGAGAGAACACUUUCCCAUCUCCAGACCACAAAUAGUUGAAAAAUUUGUACAGCGAUUAAUGCAGAACUGCAAAGACAGUGGGCCAGAGAUCACGUUCAGAAAGGACCACCUCAAGGCCUGCCUCCUUUCCCUGGGUUGUGACGUGAUGGUGAGAGAGCGCAGCAGCUUCGAGACCUACUCCAUGUGCUGCGAGCAGCUGCUACAGCACACAAGGCAGAGGCUGCACCAGAAGGAACAGGAGUUAGAUGUCCUGCAGAGAAGACAACAUCCACCCAAAGACAGAGCCGCUCAGCUGGCUGAACUCAGUCAUGAGAUCAUCAUGGAACUCACUGCUCUGAGAGCCCAACUCACAGACAUGGAAGAAGAGAAUCUGAAUCUCAAUACACGGAUUAGAAAAGAAGUCCAGGAAGAGUACGGAGCCUUGGUCCACGCUUUGUUUGUGACCUGUUUACAUAUCAAAGAGACACUGGAUAAGAAUCAGUUUCAUCUGAUCCAGGAAGUGUACAAGCUCAUCAGCCAAGUGAGAGCAGAAAGGAUCGACAGGCUGAAGGAACUCAAGAAAAACUGGGGCUCCACCAGGACAGAUGAAGGCAUGAAAGAGAAUGCAGCCCAAGAGCAGCUGCUAGCCUCUGAGCAGGACAACUGCCGCUUGGCCGCGUUGGUGUGCAAAGUGAGGAACCUGGAUCGCUGGAGGCUGGCCGGGCAGCAGGCACGCUUCCAGGGCCAGCUGAGCUGGGCGGAGAAGGAAUCUGUGCAAAGUAAGAAAGAGUGUCUGAACACCAAACUGAUGGCAGAACAAGAAGCAGCUUUGUUUCGUCAAGAGUUACAGGGUCUCAGGCAGGCCCUGGCCAGGGCUCAGGAUGACAACACCAGGAUGUGCAAACAGCAGGACAAGCAGGCUCGCUUGCUGAAGGAGCAGGAACACCGAGUGACCCAAGAAGCUCUCAGUCAGCAGCAGCUAGAGACCACAAAAGCUGGCAGCAUGCAGAAGCUCCUGGAAGAUGUAGGGCGCAAGGAACAGCAGGUACAGCUUCUCACCCACGAGGCAGAGAGGACCCGGAGACUGGGCCAGCUGCAGCAGAAGGAGAUGAAGCGAGAACUCUACCAGGUGAGAAGUGCGCUGGCUCGGGAGCGCAGUGUGAAACUGGAAGCCUUCCAGCGCGUGGAGGAGCUGCGAAGCCAGCUUCAGGACGCCGCGCUGGGCUCAGCGCGAGGCCUUCUAUCCCAGGCUCAUGGCUCCCUGUGCUCUGCUUCUACGUCAUCCAGACACUUCCAGCUCCGUGUUUUAAAGACAAAUCUUACAGACAGUCAGAUAACAAGAAGGACACAGAGGCCUAAGACUGUGCCUAUCAAACAUCGAAAAAGGAUUGAUGAUAUUGUCUUACCCAACGUGGCAGAAAAUGUUUCACUUACAACUAUUCAAGUUCAAACGGCUCCCUCCAGGAACCCAGUCAGACCCCGUUGGUAA